UUUGCAUCACAUUCUCCUUCUCUCUUUUUCUUCAUAUCAUCUCUUUUUUUUUUAAAUCCUGUCUCUCGUGCUUGCUAUCUUUCUUCUCUUUCCAAAAGAAAUUAAAGAUGGAUAAGAAACCAUGCAAAUCUCAAGACGUUGAAGUGAGAAAAGGACCAUGGACCAUGGAAGAAGAUUUGAUCCUCAUCAACUAUAUUGCCAACCAUGGCGAAGGUGUUUGGAAUUCUCUUGCUAAAGCUGCAGGAUUGAAACGUACUGGAAAGAGUUGCCGGCUCCGAUGGCUGAACUACCUUCGACCGGAUGUCCGAAGAGGCAAUAUCACGUCGGAGGAACAGCUUUUGAUCAUGGAAUUGCAUGCCAAGUGGGGAAACAGGUGGUCGAAAAUAGCAAAGCAUCUGCCUGGAAGGACAGAUAAUGAAAUAAAGAACUAUUGGAGGACUAGGAUCCAGAAACACAUUAAGCAAGCAGAAGUUUGCUCUUCUCAGAGUCAUUCGGAGCUACUUGAGCAAGCAAGCACAAGCCAAGUGCCUUGCAAUACAGAUAUGAGGGAAACAUACCCUCCAUCAUCAUUUAACCAUUUCAACAUGGAAGCAUUUCCAGGACAGUCAGCAAUGUCAAUGGCAGUUGAAUCAUAUGAAAACUAUUGGAGCAUGGAGGAUCUCUGGUCCAUGCAGUUGCUUACUGGGGACUAAACAUGAGGAUUAGUUUCUAUAUACCUUACGCCUGUCGGUCCAAAUUAAUUCUGCUUGAUUUGGAUCAACGUUAGGUUUGUUUACACUCGGUGGUUGAGAACUGGACUUAGUAUUUUCCAUAUGUUUGGAUUAAGUAUGGCUUGUAAUCGGAUCUUAUACUGCAUCCACCUAUAUAAAUAUAUAUAUAUAUAUAUAUAUAUAUAUAUAUAGUAUUCAAUAAAUUACUUAGCUUUGGUAUAA
Messenger RNA from Theobroma umbraticum, 932 nucleotides. It is a transcript of the gene MYB21, whose product is annotated as myb domain protein 21. NCBI's taxonomy places the organism in Eukaryota, Viridiplantae, Streptophyta, Magnoliopsida, Malvales, Malvaceae. The record is from RefSeq and is a predicted model, not a curated record. Gene Ontology annotation, cellular component: nucleus. Gene Ontology annotation, biological process: regulation of DNA-templated transcription. Gene Ontology annotation, molecular function: sequence-specific DNA binding; DNA-binding transcription factor activity.